AAUUAAAAGAUUCUGGAGCGGCUUUCAUUAGGUUUCUUUUCGAUGGCUGGUAGUGGCUCUCCUCCAGGAGAGACAAAGUUUAUAUAUUAUAUUGAUGAAGAAGAAACACCUUAUCUUGUAAAACUUAAUAUUGCACCCGAUAAAGUCACCUUGGGUGACUUUAAAAAUGCUUUAAAUCGUCCUCAUUCAAAGUUUUUCUUCAAAUCCAUUGAUGAUGACUUCGGGUUAGUAAAUUGAAAUAUAGAUUUGGCGUUUACUAUUCCACUCGCUCAGUUUUUCGUCCAGUGUGUAUCAUGUUUUUCUCAUUUGGCUUAUAACACAAAGCAGAGGGCGAUGCGAGUCAUGUAUCAAUUCCAGUAUUAUAAAAUAUAUACCUCAGUUAUCCAAACGUCGUUUAGGGAUUAUCACUGUUUAUUUAGUAAAAUGGGGAUGUUCAUCUUCUGGUGCAACGAGAUGUUCAUUCAUGCUCAGGGAUAAUUCGCCACAUGAUUACAUCGCACGUCAACAUCAUUUUAUUGAAACAUGUUUCAAUCAAAUGAAACCAGAUAUGCACCUAUCAUUUGUUUAGGAAAAGUAUUUCAAAAGUGAUGGCAACUUGCAAAUGACCUGAUCUUCAAACUACUUGAAAUGUAUGGGUCCAAAUUGGGCCCUACUACUGUCACAUAGAGUCCAAGGUUUGAAAUAGGAGUCAAUACAAGCACAAGUUAUAUUAUAUAUCAGUCCACAGGAAAUUGCGUUUGCUUUAGUGUCAUUCUACCACAUAUUUGUUUUGCAUUAGAACAAUGGAAACAAAUCAAUUUUCCUACUUAAGGAAUUGUUGCGAUAUCGUAUUUGCUCACCAUCCGUGAUAGUUCCAUAGUAUUAUGGAUAUCCUCGGUCAUUAUUCACGUCUUUGAUUAUGCCAGACGGUAUUGUUAACACAACCAAUGGGUUUUAAAAUUUAUUCCAAUAAAAUGCAUCUCGUUGUAAAGGAAGAAAUAUUCGAAGAUAACUCUCCACUUCCUUGCUUCAAUGGCCGUGUUAUAUCUUGGUUGGUUACCGCCGAAGAAAGUGUAACUUCCGAACCAGGCCUUGGUCCGUCUGCUGAAACAGGCAACAAUGUCAAUAACAGCAAAUUUGUGUCGUCUGUUGAUUCGGAAUCAAAUGAUGCACGUGAAAAUGAGUGCAAAAUCAACUCAUGUGUAUCUCAACCGCAUACUACCGCUGCACCAGCUGAUUCAACUUCUACAAACUUGGGACAUGGAGGAAAUGUUGGACAAAAUUAUGAUACAGAGACAGAGUCUGUACACAGCGCAAAUCAAGAUCGCAUUGCUCCCUUACGGAAUUUCCAUCAUUACAAGUCUGGUGGUAGGCAUCAUUAUGCAGCAGGCAGUAACCACUGCGGCCAUCAUGUUCAGCAAGCUGCUCACAGCGGCUCACGUCACCGUCAUUAUCGCCAUUUACCUAGUUCAAGUACGUAUGAAACUCCUUCCAUGAUGAGCUCUGAUCUAGAAUCUACAAGCUUUUUAGAUUCUGAAGAAGAAUCUAGCAGGUUUUCCUCAGUAACUGGGACAACUCUAUCGUCUCGCCGAUAUGGUCGCGCACCACGACGACGAAGGCGUAGGCGUCCGCCACCAAUCAGCAGAGCUUCUUCAUUCAGUAGUAUUACAGAUUCCACAAUGUCGCUAAAUAUUAUGGCAGUUACACUCAAUAUGGAUACCGUUAAUUUUUUGGGGAUCAGUAUUGUUGGGCAGUCAAAUAAGGCUGGGGAUGGUGGAAUUUAUGUAGGGUCUAUUAUGAAAGGCGGCGCUGUUGCCCAAGAUGGACGAAUCGAGCCUGGUGACAUGAUUCUAGAGGCAAAUGGGAUCAGUUUCGAGGAAAUGAGUAAUGACGAUGCUGUGCGUACAUUAAGGGAACAAGUUCAACGUCCUGGGCCCAUAACUCUAGUUGUCGCUAAGUGCUGGGAUCCUAAUCCGGCCGAACGUUAUUUCACAGUACCGCGUCAAGAACCUGUACAUCCUAUUGAUCCACGUGCCUGGGUGCUACAUACUAAUGCAAUGACUACGCCGGAGUCUCAUAUUCAAGGAGGAGACUCACACAGACAAGUUAAUGGGGCUUCUAUAACUGGCGCUUCAUCAGGUGGUGAGUCAAGUUCUACCCUUAGUCCACCAGGUCUUACUCCUGGAAUGAGUAUGGGAACUUUAACUUCAGGACAAACUUCAAUGCCUUUAGGCACAAGUGCAGCAGCUUUUAAUAUGGCUGCUUUACUUGCUGCUUCUCAGCAAAAGCAGCAACAAGAACAGGAACAGCAAAUGCAACAGCAGCAGUUAAUUCAGCAGCGAAUUCAUAUGCCACAACCUACAUUCUAUCCUACGUCAAAUGUGAUGCUUCCUCAUGGCUAUACUCAGCAGAUUGCUCCUAGUGUUGUUACUGCAUCGAGCUCUCUACCUGAAAUUGAACGAUACUCGGAUCCUAUCCCACUAAGUUUAUCAACAAGUAUUCCGACUGUAAUUCGUGCUAUGCUGCAACCGGAUUCUGGUCUGGAUAUUCGAGACCGUGUCUGGCUCAAGUUAACUGUACCAAAUGCAUUUAUAGGUUCUGAUCUUGUUGACUGGCUGUUCAGGCAUUUGGAAGGUCUCACUGAUCGUAGAGAAGCUAGGAAGUAUGCAUGCAAUCUGCUGAAAUUAGGAUACAUUCGACAUAUUGUAAAUAAACUAACUUUCUCAGAACAGUGCUACUACGUCUUUCGGGAUAUUAGUGGACUUAUGUCUUGUCUAAGCUUAGAAGAAGUUGAUAGUGUCAGUGAAGUUGGUGCUCUCCCUCAUUCUAAUUGGGGUCAUAACACAACAAGUACCAGUCUAACUGUCAGACCUGGCCCAAAUACUAGCAUGCAAGAAUAUAAUACAGGUCACACUGUUCCCCAUGGGGUUGUCGGGUCAGGAAUUAGAGAAGGAAAUAGCAGUCAAUACAGUACAGUGCCACCAAUGUAUCACCCACCGGCUCCACCACUAGCGGCUCCUAUUCGUCAGUUGAUUGCAGAUGGCCAAAAUGUAGCAGCUAAUAUAAAUCUCCAACAGUCUCAUAAUUUAUCCAGGUUGAAUGACGGGAACAGAGAUAAUAUAUCAGGUUAUUCUAGUUCAACAUCCAGCACCAGCAGCGGAUCAAAUCACUUUGAUCGUGAAAUCCCUGAACAUAAUAAAACUCGCCCUUCAGAUUUAUCUGCACCAAACCGUCUUGGGGCUCCUGGGUUCACUCAUUCUCGGCAGCAAGAUUCUCUUCUGCCGAAUUCACGGCCAUUAAAGCAACAGCAUUCCCAGUCGAAUUCAAAUUUGGCACAGACCCUCAUGACAUCGGUUGCUAGUGGUGCCCCAUUGCACCAGUCUAGGUUAAAGCAUACUUUUUUCCCUGAUGGUAAUGAUAUAUCCCAACAACAUGAGCUUGCAGCAUCAUCCACUGGUUCAAGUUCAACUUCUUUCGGAAAUCCUAAACAGAAUGCAUCUACUAAUAAUUCAGAUAUCAAUAAGCAUCAAACACAGGAUUCAGUUCAAAGAAACUCUAUGCUUAGUUCAAAAAGUAGCAGUAGUAGCAGUUGUACUCCGUUGAAUGCAAGUAUGCAGGAGAUGCGACCAUUGGGUUCACAUUGUAUUUCUCACCAUCAAAAUAAUGCUCCUCCUCCACCUCCUCCGAGAAUUUCAACGGCGGCUUCUGGUUUUACACUCACUAGUCACCCUUAAAUGGUAAGACAGUUACACUUAAAACCAACACCAUAUUUUAAAGACGUUAAUUUUGGGUGUCGUUUAUCCGUUUUGUCGGCUGUUAUUAAACUAAGAUGCAUGGUGUGUAUACUUAGUAUUUUUUGUCACCAUAAUAUUUGUGUUUGAAAUCUUAUCUUACCUUGUUGUUUUUUAGUGAACCAAUAGACGAAAUGAAGUUAUGGUUUUGCUAGUUCUUUGCAACUCGCCUACCUCAUAUUUUCUGCCUUUCGGCAAUUUCUGAAGAGAUGCAAUAAUUGCGAAUAUUGUGUCGUCAUCUAAUGUAAAAUAAAAUGUGAUACUUUGACUUUAAUAAUAAUAUAACCGUUUUUUCGUUACUUAUUAUGCUCAUCCAAUAACUCAGGCCAUGUAGCUGAUUUUUAUUUAACGACGCUCUUGGUUUCAUAUUUCUUAUAUUCUUUCAAAUAAAUAAAACCAAUCAACCAAAUCCCUACAAACCAAUACUUGAAAACUACUGUAUAUUGUGCAAUCUAUGACACAUCAAAGUAUUUUUUUGUGGUCAGAAGCACUACUAUACUUUUAUCAGCUCUCCACAUCCGAGUUGGUUAACGUUUGUAGUCUACCUCGAUGUAAUAUAUAUACAUAUAUCUUUUAGUUUAACUGAUUGAAUUAUGUUUUAUAAUCUUAUCCUCAUUCACACCUUUGAACCUUAUGAGUCGUAAAUUACAUUUUAUAUGACUAUCCUUUUUUAACUUGCCUACUCCACUUUGUUUUGUUCAACUUACUUGUUAACUGGUGGGAGUUUACUUAGCUGUAUGGUUCUGCCAAAAACUGUAGAAAUGAUUUAUUCUUCGAAAGUCGAUAUCCCCGUCAUUUAAUAUUGAUCCUCUAAUAUGCGUUUACAUUUUUUUUCACGAUUUAAAAAAAUGAAUUCCUUUG
This is a messenger RNA of Trichobilharzia regenti, 4631 nucleotides long. The record is from the annotation of a GenBank genome assembly. Lineage: Eukaryota; Metazoa; Platyhelminthes; Trematoda; Strigeidida; Schistosomatidae.